GUCCGCCAGCGAUCGCGAAAAAGAUACCUUUAGCACUCCUUAGCGUCAUUUUAUGAAAAAGAAAUUGUUCGUGUGUAUCAUAAAAAUGUAUAAAAGAUAUUCUGUUGCCGCUUAGGAUAGCUAAACUAUCUGUGAAACACUUACCUAAUUCAACCCACUUGAGACCGGAGCUGCACUCUUGUCAUACCAUAACAUCAGAGACAUAGUUUGAUUCGUUUGCUUUCUUUGCCUUACAUCGGAAUCUUCGUAAGCAUGAAGAGUGCUGCUUUUCUCCUCUUUUUAUCGGCUGCCGCGGCGUUUGCCCCUCAAAGACGAACCCAGUCGUUCAUAUCGUCGAAGAACAUGGGAUACGUGCCUGAUGGAAUGUCACCUGAGGAAUAUCGUAAGCUUCGUCAAAAGGAACAAGAUAAAGUGAAAAACAAGCGCUUCGGUGCUUUCGGACCACAAACUUUCAAGUCUCGAUCCAUGCAGGCCUUCCAGAAGGAUUUAGAGGAAGGCAAAGGCGGUCACUUAAUGCCAGUUUUUAAUGCAAAGGAAAAACUAAAAUCGGGCAAGAUCAAGAAGGAGGAUAUCCCCUAUAUGCAGCGUCUUGGUGCGUGGGACAACAGUGACGUGCAGAACGCGAAGAAAAAACAGUGGAGAGGAUCGGACAAGAAGUACAAUCAGAACGCGGAUCAGGGAGGUAUUGGAUGGUCGGGCAAUACCCCUGUGCGUGGUCCGCAGUCUAUUUCGAAGUCAGAGCAGAAAACUCCGAAGAAGAAGUUCUUCGGACUUUUCUGACGCAUCUUGAAGACUUUCAGUUUGGAAAUAAGAAAUGGGCAGUACAAAGUAAUGUAAUCCAAUUUACGACUCU
Molecule: messenger RNA, 853 nt
Organism: Phaeodactylum tricornutum CCAP 1055/1
Lineage: Eukaryota; Bacillariophyta; Bacillariophyceae; Surirellales; Neidiaceae
Exons: 2
Coding region: 253-780 (175 amino acids)
Source: RefSeq, a predicted model, not a curated record